Molecule: messenger RNA, 1071 nt
Organism: Chlorocebus sabaeus (green monkey)
Lineage: Eukaryota; Metazoa; Chordata; Mammalia; Primates; Cercopithecidae
Source: RefSeq, a predicted model, not a curated record
AGGUGGAGUUCCGCCCUCGCGGAGGAGGUGGAGUUCCGCUCUCAUCGUCGCAGCAGGCGCGGAACUGGGGUUGUGGCGGCUAAGUGUGUUUCCGGUAGAUUCCCAGGGGCGGUCGGAGGUGUAGACUGUUCCUGCCUGUCUGCUCUGGGAAGAUGUUCUACCAUAUCUCCCUAGAGCACGAAAUCCUGCUGCACCCGCGCUACUUCGGCCCCAACUUGCUCAACACGGUGAAGCAGAAGCUCUUCACCGAGGUGGAGGGGACCUGCACAGGGAAGUAUGGCUUUGUAAUUGCUGUCACCACCAUUGACAAUAUUGGUGCUGGUGUGAUCCAGCCAGGCCGAGGCUUUGUCCUUUAUCCAGUUAAGUACAAGGCCAUUGUUUUCCGGCCCUUUAAAGGGGAGGUCGUGGAUGCUGUUGUCACUCAGGUCAACAAGGUUGGACUCUUCACAGAAAUUGGACCCAUGUCUUGCUUCAUCUCUCGACAUUCCAUCCCUUCAGAGAUGGAGUUUGAUCCUAACUCCAACCCACCAUGUUACAAGACAAUGGAUGAGGAUAUUGUGAUUCAGCAGGACGAUGAGAUCCGCUUAAAGAUUGUGGGGACCCGUGUGGACAAGAAUGACAUUGUGAGUCUUUUCCCCGCCUCUACCUAUACCAGGCUGAGCGGAGAGCUGUCGGAUUUCUUGCCACCCAGUUUCAGGGGGUUCUAUGCUCUUCUGUCAGGAAGAAGGGAUGGAUGGGCAGAAGGCCUGGGGCUGCGGGGUAGAGGUUGGUUCUGUGCUCAUCUUGGCUUCACUUUCUUUUUACUAUCUUUCCUGCAGUUUGCUAUUGGCUCCCUGAUGGACGAUUACUUGGGGCUUGUAAGCUGAGCCUGGUGGCCUUCUACCCUUGGUCCUGAUGUAGGAAGUGUGACUGUCACACUUACCGUGUUGUCCAGAGGUCCAGUCUGGCUGCUGUUGUGGAGGCAAGGAAGGCAACUCAUUCCAGAAGGCAUCUGGUGCUGCUUUUAGCUUAGCUACUGCCUCCUGAUUUUUCAGUAUGUGUUCUAAGUAUAAAAAGUCCUUGGUUCUCAUG